GAAGAGCAGAAGUCCGAAACUCCGUGUUAGCCGUGUUGUAGUUGAGGGCACCACGACUUUUUUCUUUCCUUUUUUCUUCUUUGCUGUUUGAUUUGUUUAUAGUGGACAGUGUUCUGUUCCGGAUUGCUUUAUCCUCCUUGUGCAUCUCGCAGCUUCACGCCUUUGAACACACCUCUCUCAUAAAGAUGUUUGCUACCUUCAGUGGUUGGGUGUCCUCGGCCGCAGACGCCGUGAACAGUCUCUCGGACCAAGGCCUUGAUGCGGUGCGCCAGACUGGCCUCAUCGACGCACUUCAGAACACGACGCUGCAGGUCAGCUCGACGGCACCCACCUCGCCCGAUCAGCAGCUCGCCGUGAAGGAUUUCAUGACGCCACCGGCGACCUGGACAGGGAGCUCCGAUGAGUGGAAGUGGUGCAUCGAAGCGGCGCUGGACGAUCGAAACACGUGCGCCAUCACACCGACCACGCUGAAGAGCGAUGAUAACUUGUGGCAGGAAAUCCACUCGUUGAUAACGCGAUUGAAAAAGAAUGCAGUGGCGACGGCGGCGCCAUCAACACCAGAGGCUGGUGCGUCUACCACUGAGCCAGUCGCCGUAGAGCCUCUGGACAACCUCAAAGGCACCUACACCCCGUCGGCCGACCUCGUCGCCUUCAUUCAAGCGCACACGUCCAUUUACGAAGUCCGCUCCUACGUCGUGCCACUUUUCACGUCAGACGAGGACUACUGGCUCAACCUCGGGUGGCGACUGACCUUAUACCGCCUGUGUACCAACGCUGGUGAUCUUCUAACGGUAAUGCGGACGCUGUCGAAGCUGCCGGCGCGGCUGUACGACAUCGCCUGUGCGGAGAAGCGCGCAGCUGAAGAGGUGGCAGAGACAAAUCGCGCUGCAGCCGCGGGGCGAGAAGCGGCUCGCGCGAACAACAACGGCGACGAAGACGCCGACUAUGAAGAGGAAGAAGUGGAAGAAACAGCAUACGCUGGAAGGCCGCACCUCACCGACAACAGCGCGUACUGGAGCGAAAGGAGGAAGCAGUACGAGGCAGCGCAGGAGAAGUUCGCGUGGCUGCGCGAGACGCAGGACCGCAUCAAGAAGGAGAUGGAACUGGCGCGGGGCAAUGUGAAGCUGCUGGAAAGCCUGCUGCAGCGCCAGGAAGCCUCCUCGGCGGUCGGCGUCUCGCUGCGUGACAGCUGCAACUACCACAAAGUGAAGCUGUCGCGCCUCAUCGCGGACGUCUGCGCCGCUCCAGAAGACAACACCAAAGGCACGGUGCUCGACGCGGCAUCGGGGUCGCUGUUUCACGAGCUGUUUCAAUGCAACGAAGCUGUCAAGAACGUGCUGCACGCCUACGCCGGACUCAGCCAGAAGGGCGGCAGCGGUGGGAGUCCGAAAGCGCAGGCACCACCGCUUCGGUCCCCCACCCCGACGUCGCCGAGCCGAGAGGUUGCAACUGCCAACGACGCGCCUGCCUCUCUGUCGCUGGGGACGAAAACCCGCACGUCCGCCUCGCCAAAGACGCAAUCCGUCGCCUCCAGCAGUGCAGUGGAGCUGAGUGCCGCGGGCAGCGCCAGUCCUGUCCUGGCAAGUGCGCAGAGGAACAGCAGGGACAACGAUGACGACGAAGGCUCUUUCGAGGCCAAACUUCCAUGGUCGAUGGACGAAUAA
Molecule: messenger RNA, 1664 nt
Organism: Leptomonas pyrrhocoris
Lineage: Eukaryota; Euglenozoa; Kinetoplastea; Trypanosomatida; Trypanosomatidae
Exons: 1
Coding region: 186-1664 (492 amino acids)
Source: RefSeq, a predicted model, not a curated record